Molecule: messenger RNA, 1536 nt
Organism: Polypterus senegalus (gray bichir)
Lineage: Eukaryota; Metazoa; Chordata; Cladistia; Polypteriformes; Polypteridae
Product: probable G-protein coupled receptor 148
Exons: 2
Coding region: 282-1346 (354 amino acids)
Biological process (GO): G protein-coupled receptor signaling pathway
Cellular component (GO): membrane
Molecular function (GO): G protein-coupled receptor activity
Source: RefSeq, a predicted model, not a curated record
UGGGUGUCUGUGAUGCUUUAAACUUCUAAAAAUGCUGUAUAAGUCCAAAGAAAAAUAUUUUUAAGCAGAAAACAAUUUUGUAAACUCAUAUUUUUGGAAAACACAUUUCUUACUGAUGUUUUACAUUCUUUUUAUUUCAGUGGGAGAUCUUCAGAAAGCCUGCUUCUAUAGCCAGAACAGACUGGAAAGACCAUAACUUCUGUGCUGGAGAAUUGGUCGAGUUGUGAGGAAGGGAGAAGACAGAACACUGAGAUCUUCUUCAAGACUCGUCAACUUCAGGUAUGCCGUCCCUUUCAUGGAACAUGUCCAAUCUGCAGUGGACUCCGUUUGUGAUUACCUGUGACACUACACCCAACAAAUCCUUAGAAGACGGUUUAAGAAUAUCGAGAAAAGAUGUGAACUUUGAAGACGCAGAGCUGUGGCUCCCAAUGAUACGUUACUGGCGCUUAGAACUUUUUAUGAUCCCUGCUUCCAUUUUCAUCUUUGUUACUUUGCUGGCUGAUCCACUUAUUUUUAUUUGCAUUCUCUCAAGCAGAAAACUCCGUCAGGAAACUCGCUAUCUUCUCCUGGCGAAUGCCCUCUUUGCGGACAUUGUGUUCCUUAUCUUCAACUUAGUGCUUUCAGCCAGUAACAUGGCAGGCUUACAUUUGCAGAAGUUGCUUUGUGAAGCUCUGUUUAUUGUAGAGGUAACAACCUACUGUACAGGCAUCUUGACCAUUACAUUAAUGGUGCUGGACACCUAUCUCGCUGUCCGCUGGCCGCUGCACUAUAUGAACCUGCUGCCCUCCUCCAGGGCUAAAAAAAUUGUGGUUGGGAUUUGGAUUUUAGCUGCUGUUUACCCAGUCACCAUUAUGAUUGCACUGGAAAUGCUGGACAGUAUUGAAUGGGAGAAACAGGAAGUGUGCCUUAUGCUGCUAACCUUAGACAGCAGAACCCUGGGAAAAGAAAUGGUCAUUGCCAUCCACGUCUAUUUCUCUUUAGGGGUCAUGCUGUGCUCUUUGCUGAUUUUUUAUUGCUACAUUCGGCUCUACCUUAUUACCAAGAUGUCAGGAGUUUGGCAAAACCGAUAUUCAAGAGCUAAAAUGACAUUGCUCUCCCACACCAUCAUGUUGCUUCUUUAUUUUAGCCCUGGUUUAGUUUUCACUAUUGAGAUCUUUUUAUUCCAACAUUACCCUGUGGAACUGGACAUUCGGGUGUGGAUGAAUAUAAUAAAUAUCAAUCUUCUGGUGCUGGUGCCUAGGGCCUUCUUCCCUUACCUUUAUGGACUAAGAUAUCGAGAAAUCUGUGAUAGUAUAAGAGGGCUCUUUCGAAGAAGGAGGAUGAGUCAGAUUAGUAGUAUCUCCUAGAUCUCGGGGAUAAUUGGACAAAAGAGUGCACGGUGUACACAUUUACUGAUGCAUGCCCUUCAAAGGUAAAUAUACGUGUUACGAAUAUGAUUGUUACAAGUCAGACAUGACUGUAUACCCAUAAACAGAUCAGCCUAUCAAAGGAUAUGCUUGGGGGAAGUGAUUUUUAGGAUUGGUUUGUACCCGCCAA